Parus major (Great Tit) is the source of this 3555-nucleotide messenger RNA. Its product is annotated as adhesion G protein-coupled receptor L2. Gene Ontology annotation, molecular function: latrotoxin receptor activity; carbohydrate binding; G protein-coupled receptor activity. The record is from RefSeq and is a predicted model, not a curated record. Gene Ontology annotation, biological process: cell surface receptor signaling pathway; heterophilic cell-cell adhesion; adenylate cyclase-activating G protein-coupled receptor signaling pathway. The transcript has 22 exons. Gene Ontology annotation, cellular component: axon; postsynaptic density; presynaptic membrane. Bases 73 to 3555 code for a protein of 1160 amino acids. NCBI's taxonomy places the organism in Eukaryota, Metazoa, Chordata, Aves, Passeriformes, Paridae.
CCCCCAUUUUUGUCUCCCCCCAGCUUGGAGCCCCCCGGUGAGGUUGGGGCGUCCCCGCGCCCCUUCCCCACCAUGGCGCGCCCCUCCCCCGCCCUGCGCAGCCUGGGGCCGGGCCCUGUCCUGGUGCUGGUCAUUGUCACCUCGGCCACCCACGGGCUGAUCCGGGGGGCUCUCCCGUUCGGGCUGGCGCGCCGGGAGCUGGCGUGUGAGGGGUACCCGCUGGAGCUGCGCUGCCCUGGCAGCGACGUUGUCCUGGUGGCCGAUGCCAACUACGGCCGGACUGACGACAAAAUCUGCGACGCCGACCCCGGGCAGAUGGCGAAUGUGCAGUGCUACCUACCCCAGGCACACCCCAUCAUGGCCCAGAGGUGCAAUAAUCGCACUCAGUGUGUGGUGGUCGCCGGCUCUGAUGCCUUCCCCGACCCCUGCCCAGGCACCUACAAAUACCUGGAGGUGCAGUACGACUGCGUGCCCUACAUUUUCGUAUGCCCGGGGGUGCCACAGCGCGUGGGGCCAGCGCUGUCCACGCAUGAGUCGCCGCACCAAGCGGGCGGCUGGUGCCGGGACCCGCUGCAGUCGGGGGACCGGCUGUACGUGCUGCCCUGGGUACCGUACCGCACCGACACGCUCACCGAGUACGCGUCCUGGGCCGAUCUGGUGGGCGCCCGGCCCGCAGCCACGCACCGGCUCCCGCACCGCGCCGACGGCACCGGCUUCGUGGUCUACGAUGGCGCCGUGUUCUACAACAAAGAGCGCACCCGCAGCAUCGUCAAGUACGACCUGCGGACGCGCAUCAAGAGCGGCGAGACCGUGGUGGGCGCCGCCAACUAUCACGACACAUCGCCCUAUCGCUGGGGCGGCAAGACCGACAUCGACCUGGCGGUGGAUGAGGAAGGGCUCUGGGUCAUCUAUGCCACCGAGGGCAACGGCGGGCGGCUGGUGGUCAGCCAGCUGAACCCCUACACGCUGCGGCUCGAGGGCACCUGGGAGACCGGCUAUGCCAAGCGGGCAGCCUCGGACGCCUUCAUGGCCUGCGGGGUGCUCUACGUGGUGCGCAGCGUGUACCUGGACGAUGACACCGAGCACCUGGGCAACGCGCUGGUCUACGCCUUUGACACACGGCGCGGGCGCGGCUCGGCGCUGGCGCUGCCCUUCCCCAACCCGUACCAGUUUGUGGCCUCGGUGGGCUACAACCCCCGUGACAACCAGCUCUACGUGUGGAACAACCACUUCCUGCUGCGCUACGGCCUCGACUUCGCCCCCCUGGAUGGGGACGAAUGGCCCGCGGCCCAGCAAGGGGCACUGGUGGAGAGACCCUGCCCCAAAGGAACCCGAGGUAUCGCCUCCUUCCAGUGCCUGCUGGGGCUGGGGGUGUGGAACCCCCGCGGGCCUGACCUGAGCAACUGCACCAGUCCCUGGGUCAACCAGGUGGCCCAGAAGAUCAAGAGCGGGGAGAAUGCGGCGAGCAUUGCCGGGGAGCUGGCGCGGCACACGCGGGGCCCGGUGUUCGCGGGGGACGUCAGCUCGGCCGUGCGGCUCCUGGAGCAGCUCCUGGACAUCCUGGACGCGCAGCUCCAGGCCCUGCGCCCGCUCGAGAGGGAGUCGGCUGGCAAAAAUUACAACAAGAUGCACAAGCGAGAGCGAACCUGCAAGGAUUACAUCAAGGCCGUGGUGGAGGCCGUGGAUAACCUGCUGCGCCCAGAGGCGCUGGAGUCGUGGCGGGACAUGAACGGCUCGGAGCAGGCGCACACGGCCACCAUGCUGCUGGACGUGCUCGAGGAGGGCGCCUUCCUGCUCGCCGACAAUGUCAAGGAGCCCGCGCGCUUCCUGGCUGCCCGACAGAACCUGGUGCUGGAGGUGUCAGUGCUGAACACUGAGGGGCCGCUCCAGGAGCUCGUGUUUCCGCAGGAGCUGGGGGGCGACGGCUCCAUCCAGCUCUCGGCCAGCACCCUCAAACAGAACAGCAGGAACGGGGUGGUGAAGGUUGUCUUCAUCCUGUACAACAACCUGGGGCUGUUCCUGCCCACGGAGAACGCAACCGUGCGGCUGGGGGGAGACGGGGGGCCCCGCGCCCCCCAGCUCGUGGUCAACUCCCAGGUCAUCGCCGCCUCCAUCAACAAGGAGUCCAGCAGGGUCUUCCUGCGUGACCCCGUGGUCUUCACCCUGCCCCACCUUGAGACCAAGAACCAUUUUGGGGCCAACUGCUCCUUCUGGAAUUACUCGGAGCGCUCCAUGGCUGGGCACUGGUCGAGCCAGGGCUGCCGCCUUCUGCGCUCCAACGGCACCCACAGCUCGUGCGCCUGCAGCCACCUGACCAACUUCGCCCUGCUGAUGGCCCGGACUCAGAGCUUCCCGGGGCGGCUGAAUGAGGUGCUGCUGUCGGUGAUCACCUGGGCAGGGAUCCUGGUGGCCCUGCUGUGCCUGGGCCUGUCCAUCUCUGCCUUCUGCUGCCUGCGGGGGCUGCCCUCGGAGCGCACCACCAUCCACAAGAACCUCUGCAUCAGCCUCUUCCUCGCCGAGCUGCUCUUCCUCGUGGGCAUUGACAAAACGCAGUACCAGGUGGCCUGUCCCAUCUUUGCGGGGCUGCUGCACUAUUUCUUCCUGGCGUCAUUCUCGUGGCUGUGCCUGGAGGGGGUUCACCUGUACCUGCUGCUGCUCGAGGUGUUUGACAGCGACCCCGGCCGCCGCAAGUACUACUACGCGGGGGGUUACUUCUUCCCCGCCGUCGUCGUCGCCGUCGCCGCCGCUGUCGACCACCGCAGCUACGGCACCGACCAGGCGUGCUGGCUGAGGGUGGACAAUUAUUUCAUCUGGAGCUUCAUCGGCCCCGUGGCCUUCGUCAUCCUCGUGACGCUGGUGUUCCUGCUGGUGACACUGCACAAGAUGCUGCGCAGCUCGGCCGCCCUCAAACCCGACUCCAGCCGCCUGGACAGCAUCAGGUCGUGGGCGCUGGGGGCCAUCGCGCUGCUGCUGCUGCUGGGGCUCACCUGGGCCUUUGGGCUCCUGUUUGUCACCCGCGAGUCGGUGCUGACGGCGUCGCUGUUCACGGCCUGCAACGCCCUGCAGGGCACCUUCAUCUUCCUCUUCCACUGCGCCCUCCAGAAGAAGGUGCACCGGGAGCUCAGCAAGUGCCUGCGGCACUCGGGGUGUUGCCUCAGGGGCCCUCCAGGGACCUCCCUGGGUGCCCUCAAACCCUCGGCCGCCCGCGCCCACCCCCGGUACUACAGCGGCACCCAGAGCCGGAUCCGGAGGAUGUGGAAUGACACGGUCCGGAAACAGACAGAGUCAAGUUUUAUGGGGGGGGACCUGAACAGCACCCCAACCUUGAACCGAGGGUCACACCUUCUGCCCAACCCGGUGCUGCCGCCGCGGGGGGGGUCGAGCCCCUACAACACCCUCCUGGCCGAGGGGGGGGGCUUCACCCCCGCCUCCCCCCCCGCCUUCACUGCCCCAGGGAGCUUCCGUGACACCAGUAAGUGCUCCUCCAUGACCUCCCCCUGUCACCCGGUGGGGGCGAACACAGGGGAACAGGGGCCAGGAGAUACUGGGAGGUGA